Molecule: messenger RNA, 1359 nt
Organism: Boleophthalmus pectinirostris (great blue-spotted mudskipper)
Lineage: Eukaryota; Metazoa; Chordata; Actinopteri; Gobiiformes; Gobiidae
Product: alpha-tectorin-like
Exons: 4
Coding region: 1-1359 (452 amino acids)
Source: RefSeq, a predicted model, not a curated record
AUGAUUUUCACUUUACCUGCCAGUCCAUCCAGAAGGCUACCUUGCAUCAUCAGUGGUGAUCCUCAUUACACAACGUUUGACGGGAAGCGGUACGACUUCCAGGGCCCCUGCACGUAUGUCCUGUCCCAGCAGUGUGAUUCAGAUCUGCCCAGCUACAGAGUAGAAGGCUCCAAUGAGCAUCGGGGCAGCUCUGCCACUUGGACACGACUGGUCAAAGUCUUUGUGUAUAAUGAAACCAUUGAGCUUGUCAAAGGACAUCGUGGUGAAGCCAAGGUCAAUGGUAUAUUUGCAACGACCCCCUUCUCCUUAACCAAUGGCGCGGUUCAUGUUUAUACAUCAGGUUUUUCAAUUGGUGUCAGUACUGACUUUGGUUUGGAGGUCUCCUAUGAUGCUCAUCAUCUUGUGAACAUCAAAGUUCCAUCCAGUUACCAGGGAGCAACAUGUGGCCUUUGUGGGAACUUUAACAAUGACCCAGAUGAUGACAUUCAACCACCAGAAGGAGAUAUUGUGAGCCCUCUUGACCUUAGUCAUAGCUGGUUGGUGCCAAAUGCUGAUGAGUCUGAAUGCAUGCCCUGUGAAGGUCAAGACUGUAGUCAUUGUUCUGAAGAUGAGAGGGCUUUAUUCAAUAAUCCUGACAACUGUGGCAUCCUUCGAGACAGAUCUGGACCUUUUGCAGCUUGUCAUGAGGUGCUUUCACCAGAGUCUUUUGUGUACAAUUGUGUGUAUGAUCUGUGUUCGGAGGGAGGGCAACAAGACAUUCUCUGUCUAGCCCUAAAUGUCUACGCCAGUCAGUGUCAAGAAAAAGGUGUACAACUACAAACAUGGAGAAGCCCCGGCUUCUGUGAAAUCAUAUGUCCAGAAAACAGCCACUUUGAGCCUCAGAGCACAGGAUGUCCAGCUACUUGUGUCAACCCUGAGUCUCAUAAUGACUGUGCACUCGCUCCCCUUGAGAGCUGCGCUUGUAAUGAAGGCUAUGUUUUGAGCGGUGCAGACUGCGUGCCUCUCCAUGAGUGUGGCUGUAACUUUGAGGGACUCUACUACCAUUCUGGACAAACCUCCAUCCAGAAGGCUACCUGCAUCAUCAGUGGUGAUCCUCAUUACACAACGUUUGACGGGAAGCGGUACGACUUCCAGGGCCCCUGCACGUAUGUCCUGUCCCAGCAGUGUGAUUCAGAUCUGCCCAGCUACAGAGUAGAAGGCUCCAAUGAGCAUCGGGGCAGCUCUGCCACUUGGACACGACUGGUCAAAGUCUUUGUGUAUAAUGAAACCAUUGAGCUUGUCAAAGGACAUCGUGGUGAAGCCAAGGUUUGCAGUUAUAAUUUCAAGAGUACGCAACAGAAUCAGGUUCUUAUAUAUUAA